AGCAUUGAGGAUGUGACUGUACAUGUUAGAGUUGUGGGAAGAAGAGCAAAAGGCCUUCUGCCGUCUGUCUGACAAUGAAGGAUUAUGCGGAGAGCAUCGCCUUUCUGGGUCAGUGGGGACUUUUCCAGCAGGUUGUAUUCUUCCUGCUCUGUGCCAGUAUCAUGCCUAAUGGAUUUGGUGCCUUUACACUCGUCUUUGUGAAUGAUAUACCAAUUCACCACUGCUUUGUUCCUGAGGCUAACCUGACUAGGGAAUGGCUUGAAGCAAUCAUACCCGUAAAGGUUAUAAAUGGGGAAAAGGAGCGGAGUAGUUGCAGCAGAUACAGGCUGGGUGUGGUCAAAAAUCUCUCUGCUCAGGGUUUAAUCCCUGGCAGAGAUAUUAACCUCACCGAGAUGGAGCAGGAGAGCUGUGUGGAUGGGUGGAGCUACAGCAAAGACAUCUACCAGUCUACCAUUGUCUCUGAGUUUGACCUGGUGUGCAGUGAGCAGUGGAAGCAGCCAUUCACCUCCACAGUGUUCUUUAUUGGAGUUGUUUUUGGAUCCUUCUUCUCAGGACAGCUUGCAGACAGGUUUGGAAGGAAACCGGUGCUUUUUGCAACCAUGGCCGUUCAGACAGCUUUUACCUUCAUUCAAGUGUUCUCCGUCUCAUGGACAAUGUUUACCAUCCUCCUCUUCAUGAACGGUUUGGGACAGAUGUCCAACUUUGUAGGUGCUUUAGUGCUGGGCGCUGAGACCUUGACUGGAAACGUGCGAGUCCUUUACUCGUCUUUGGGCACCUGUUUAGGUUUUGCCAUCGGCUACAUGAUGCUGCCUCUCUUUGCUUACUUUUUGAGGGAUUGGAAAUCUCUCCUGCUGGCUUUGUCUGUGCCAAGUAUGAUCUACCUCCCCCUCUGGUGGUUCAUCCCAGAGUCUCCUCGCUGGCUGCUCUCUCAGGGAAGGGUGGAGGAGGCUGAAGCCAUAUUGAGAAAGGCUGCUAGGUGGAAUAAAGUCCGGGCUCCAAGGGUGAUCUUUGAAGGUUGCAGUGUUAUUAAGAAGGAUACAAAAGGAAACCCUGAAGAACACUACAGUGUGUUGGACCUGCUGAGGAAAAGCCAGAUCAGAGUCAUGACUCUCGUUCUUUGCUUGUUGUCGUUCACUAUGACUAUUGGAUACUAUGGCCUAUCCUUCAACACAUCCCAACUCCAUGCUGACCCAUACAUCAGUUGUUUCAUCUCUGCAGCUGUAGAGGUUCCUGCUUAUAUUUCCAGCUGGCUGGCUCUGCUAUACCUUCCACGGCGAGUGUCUGUCAUCAGCUCUUUGCUGCUUGAAGCAGUGCCACUCUACCUCAUCCUGCUCAUCCCCAAAAGUCUGUAUUAUCUUUCUCUUGCACUGGAGAUGUUGGGUAAAUUUGCAGCCACCACCGUAUCCUCCCUGAUGUUUGUCUACAUCGCUGAGCUUUACCCAACAGUGCUCAGGAACACUGCGACGGGGACAUGCACCACAGUUUCCAGAUUGGGCAGCUGCAUGGCACCAUUGUUGUUAGAGUUGGGUGGAUACUUUAAAUACCUUCCUUAUAUCAUAAUGGCGACCUUGGCUGUUGUGUCUUCGUUUGCUGCUCUCUUCCUGCCGGAGAGUUUUGGAAAACCUCUUCCUGAAACUAUUCAACAGAUGCAUCAAAGAGAAAGAAUAAAGUGUCCAUGCAUCCCUGGAAAAGAACCCCCAAAAACCUUAGUACUCCUGGACAGUAAACUAUGAUUAUCUGCUGAAGUAACACUUCACUGACAAGUUCAUUUAUUGAUAUUUCUUUCCAGCACUUGUACUUUUUUACAUCAUAUAUUUUUUUAAAUAUGGAUAAAUAUCUUGAAUAAACUGGUGAAAAUUAAAAACUAA
This is a messenger RNA of Labrus bergylta (ballan wrasse), 1868 nucleotides long. Its product is annotated as organic cation/carnitine transporter 2. Gene Ontology annotation, cellular component: membrane. NCBI's taxonomy places the organism in Eukaryota, Metazoa, Chordata, Actinopteri, Labriformes, Labridae. The record is from RefSeq and is a predicted model, not a curated record. Gene Ontology annotation, molecular function: quaternary ammonium group transmembrane transporter activity. Gene Ontology annotation, biological process: transmembrane transport; quaternary ammonium group transport.